Messenger RNA from Annulohypoxylon maeteangense, 2264 nucleotides. RefSeq names its product Ppx/GppA phosphatase. The record is from RefSeq and is a predicted model, not a curated record. NCBI's taxonomy places the organism in Eukaryota, Fungi, Ascomycota, Sordariomycetes, Xylariales, Hypoxylaceae. Gene Ontology annotation, biological process: regulation of transcription by RNA polymerase II. Bases 135 to 1892 code for a protein of 585 amino acids. The transcript is spliced from 3 exons.
AGCUACCUUAACUCAACCUUGCUUACCUGCUUAGGUACCUAGUAGGUAGUCAGCCUGGCCUAACCUUACCUCUCUACUACCUAGUAAAGAACACUCAACCUUCAUUUUAUAAAUUCCAUUUUCAAAGGCCAGCAAUGUCUCCCUCGAUGGACAUCAUUCAACUCGAAAACUUCGCUUCCAAAAUGCCACAAUGGAGCCCCAACCUCCCCAACCACCUUUACGCCUUAGUUGACAUAGGAAGCAAUGGGAUACGAUUUUCCAUCUCCGAUUUGUCCCCUCCGCAAACUCGCCUCCUUAGGUGCUUGUAUCGCGAGCGCGUCGGCAUAUCACUGUUUGAUGCACUUAACGCAUCGCCCUCAAGCGGCCCCUUGACAUUUCCACACGAUGUCAUUAACCAGGUCUCUAAGAUAUUAGCUCAGUUCAAGUCCGUCGCCGAUGAUUUUGGCGUACCGGCAGAACAUAUCUCCGUGUUUGCUACAGAGGCAAUGCGGAAAGCUGAUAAUGCAGCUUCAAUGUUAGAUGCUAUCUUAGCAACUUCGGGACUAGGUGUUCAUGUGCUUGCCCCGGAAGUUGAAACUUUAUUCGGUGCCAUGGGUGCCAGGAGCGGAUUCUCUACGGUGAAUGGCUUGCUUCUAGAUUUAGGAGGCGGCUCGGUCCAGAUGACUUAUCUUAACUCAUCGGCAGAUGGCUAUGAGAUGGCAGCUGCACGGACAGGGAGAAGCCUACCCUUCGGAGCAGCUAAGUUGAUCAAAAUUCUUGAGGAUAACGAGACAGAUGCCCAGGUCACGGCGUUAAGUGCACUUCAAGGGGGUAUGCGAGAUGCUUUUGCAGAGCUUCAACAACGAUUUCCAUCGUUGAGAGAUACACAGAUUGACCGCGAUGAUGGUGGCGUCGAGAUAUAUCUUUGCGGUGGAGGUUUCAGGGGUUAUGGCAGCAUACUAAUGCACACCGAUCCUAUCCAACCGUACCCAAUACAUGCAAUUGGAACAUAUACGGUACAGGGUUCAAUCUUUCGUCGGACUCAACACAUGUGUAAAGUCAACGACGAAUACAAUGGCAAAAUCUUUGGUAUGUCGAAACGGCGUCGCCAACAGUUUCCGGCUAUCGCCGCAGUUGUGGAAGCCUUGAUCGAAGCCGUCCCUCAGAUUCGCACUGUCACAUUUUGUAGCGGUGGCAAUCGAGAGGGUGCUUUAUUUAUGAAGCUCCCUAAAGCUAUGAGAGAAGAAAAUCCUUUAUCGAUUCUACAUCCAAUUAGUAGCACGCUGGGACUUGGAAUUGUGCAUUCGGUGCUGGAUAUUUUACAAUCGUCUCUACCCGCAGACGUUGAUAUUUCCAAUAUCCCGACCGUCUUCACUCUAGGACUUGGCCCCCUUUUUGUCGAGAACAUAUGGAUGCGUGUCGGGGAACCAAGGGAUGCCAACGCAGCCUUUGAAUUACAUCAUGCCAUCCACCGCGACUCCAGCGCGCCUGGCCUUAGUCAUUUAGCCCGAGCAGUUCUGGGCCUGACUCUCUGUUCUAGAUGGAAAGCUAGCCUGAGUCCGUCUGAUAAGCUGCUCCAAAGAAAUUUGCAAAAACUUGUCGAUCAAUCAAAUCCCGAGGCUAACUUUUGGGCGGAAUACCUCGGUGCAAUUGCCAAUCUACUUGCCAAACUCUGUCCAGCAAUUCCGAAGGCCGCCGAGAAAGUGAGAAAAGUGGUCAAAUUCAGUUCCACUAUGGAAAAUGGCAAGUCAAAGAACAAACUUCGGCUAAUUGUCUCAAUAUCUUCAGUCGUUUACCAGUCCCUAGAUCAACACGAACUAGAAGCUUAUUUUAAGGAUAUUGGGAAGCAUCGAGGGGGGUCAAACAAGACUAGCACGAAGGUCGAGCUCACUUUACAGAUAAUCGACUCCUAAUUCCAGACAUACCAAGACCAUAACAUUAUACAAAUACGAUCGAAAAUACGAUGCCCGCAUUUUUAAUUAGAAAUGGAAUACCCUUCCGGGAUGCUGAUACUGGCAGCGAAUGUCGUUAAACAAGCAAUAUGCCUUUCGAAGUGUCCCCUUCCCCUAUCAUAACAAGGCAUAAUGCAGGCUCAAAAUGCGAAUGGGUAUCAGCCUGUCGCAAAACUCCUUCGCUAAACCGUCGACCUUCAUCAGAUCAUAGACUCGUAUUGAAAUUCUGCUUGAAACUCCGAAACCUAACCCGAGAUAAAAACAACAGCAAGAAACGAAAUCGCCAAGGAAUUUGUGUUGCGGCAACAUUCUUAUCGCUUGGCUCGCUUUGAU